Messenger RNA from Nematolebias whitei (Rio pearlfish), 1454 nucleotides. It is a transcript of the gene ednraa, whose product is annotated as endothelin receptor type Aa. Gene Ontology annotation, cellular component: membrane. Gene Ontology annotation, molecular function: endothelin receptor activity. Lineage: Eukaryota; Metazoa; Chordata; Actinopteri; Cyprinodontiformes; Rivulidae. The transcript is spliced from 7 exons. Gene Ontology annotation, biological process: regulation of blood pressure; vasoconstriction; enteric nervous system development. The coding region runs from base 1 to 1341 and encodes 446 amino acids. The record is from RefSeq and is a predicted model, not a curated record.
AUGGGGACUCCACCUCAGACUCUGCUUGUGCUGAUGGUCUGUUUGGCCGCCAGAGGAAUGUGUCAGAUAAACGGGGUUGAAGCUGACGACGCUCUCCCCGGCCUGGCGGUCUACUCCACCUUGCAGACUCCGGGCUUCUACAGCACUGCUCAUCCAGGAAAAGGACUCGGUGUCCCCCCACUGGUCCCAGGAGCUGAGGCUCAAGCUCUGGAACCCAGCUCUUCCAAUGAAACUGUUGUAAAAAGGCCACUGCCACCUCCGAAAUGCCUCACGUCUCCCUCCAUCAGCAACUAUUUUAAGUACAUCAACACCGUAAUUUCCAUUACAGUCUUUGUGGUUGGUCUGGUCGGAAACGCCACCCUCCUGAGGAUUAUAUACAAGCACAAGUGCAUGAGGAACGGGCCCAAUGCUCUUAUUGCCAGCCUGGCCCUCGGUGACCUCAUCUACAUUUUCAUUGAUAUCCCUAUCAACGUAUACAAGUUGCUGGCAUCUCGUUUUCCAUUUGAUGACAAUGUGAUCGGCCUGUGUCUUUGCAAGCUGUUUCCUUUCCUGCAGAAGGCUUCUGUUGGCAUCACUGUCCUCAACUUGUGUGCUCUCAGCGUGGACAGGUACAGGGCUGUGGCCUCCUGGAGCAGAGUGCAGGGGGUGGGGAUCCCUCUCCUCACCCUCAUUGAGAUCAUAAUAAUAUGGGUGUUGUCGUGCAUACUGGCAGUGCCCGAGGCUGUUGUUUUCGACAUUGUCUCCUUCAACUACACCAACAUCACCUUUCGCACCUGCAUGCUCAACCCAAAGACUGACUUCAUGAAGUUCUAUACAGAAUAUAAGGAUUGGUGGCUUUUUGGCUUCUACUUCUGUGUGCCCCUGACUUGCACCGCCAUCUUCUACACCCUGAUGACCAGUGAGAUGCUGAACCACAGGAAGGGCAGCCUUCGCAUCGCACUCAGCGAGCACCUCAAACAGAGGAGGGAGGUGGCCAAAGCCGUUUUCUGCCUUGUGCUAAUAUUUGCCCUUUGCUGGUUCCCGCUGCACCUGAGCAGGAUUCUGAAGAAAAUGGUUUACAACCAGAAAGACGAGAUGCGCUGUGAGCUACUGAAUUUUCUCCUGGUCAUGGACUACCUCGGCAUUAACCUGGCAACAAUCAACUCGUGCAUAAAUCCCAUUAUACUGUACUUUGUCAGCAAGAAGUUCAAAAACUGCUUCAAGUCAUGUUUGUGCUGCUGGUGUUAUUCUGACAAUCAUCUGAACAGCACUGGACCCGUGAAUGGAACCAGUAUCCAGUGUAAAAGCCCAGAGCCCAACAACCUACAAACUGACCGCAGCGUCAGGAAAGACAGCAACUGAUCACUCACCACUUAUUUUAAUGCUUAAAAAUAAACACUACUCAUCUUAAAACGUAUACAUAAAAAUAUAUAUUUGAUCCUGCUUGGGACACUGAAGGAACAUGUGUCCGAAAG